AUGGCGACCUCAGAAGAAUUCAAACACCACGUCGUCCAACUAGACGGCCACAUUGACCUCCCUCCCCUGCGCUUCCCCCACACCUUCGAGAAACACCUCCACACCUCACCAUCAGAACUGCCCUCCCGCAUCGCCUCUGCCACAAUCGCCAUUGGGACCGCCGUCACCAUCACAAAAGCAAACUUUCUCUCUGCCACCAAACUCAAACUUCUGGCUUGUCUGGGUGCCGGCUGCGACAGAUUUGACCUCCAUGCUGCCAAAGAGUGUGGUGUCACUGUGACGAAUACACCUGCACAAAACACAAGCACGGUUGCUGAACAUGCGUUGAGUUUGUACUUUGCGGUCAAGAGAAAGAUUGUUGAGUUAGACCGUUUCACGAAGGAGGGAGAGAGAUGGAAGUCGCAGGGGAUGAGUUCGACGGAGUUCAAGGGUGUCAUGCCUAGGAUCUGUGAAGAGGAAAUUGUGGGCAUUAUUGGGUAUGGAGCCUUGGGUAAACGCGUAGAGAAAAUGUGCAAAGCCCUCGACAUGUGCGUCCUCAUCGCCGAGCGCAAAGGUUCUUCUGACAUCCGAGCCUCCCGCAUAGGCUUCGAAGAUGUCCUCCGGGGAUGCACAACACUCUUCGUAACCUGCCCCCUCGAUCCCUCCACCCACAACAUGAUCUCCCACCACGAGCUCUCUCUACUUCAACCCAUGUCCAUCCUUGUCAACGUAGGCCGUGGAGGCAUUGUCAAUGAAAUUGCUCUCGCAACCGUCCUCAAAGAGGGAAAGCUGCUAGGUGCCGGCACGGAUGUUUUCGAGCAUGAGCCAGCCACCAAGGAGAACUGUCCAUUGCUGGCAGAAGAUGUACCGGGCUUGGUUGCUACACCGCACUUAGCUUGGUUCUCAGACAGGACGAUCCUAGGGACCAAGGAGUGUGUGAGAGAUACUAUUGAGGCGUUUGUCAGAGGGGAGCCGGUGAACAUCGUUGCGGACGGGAGAAAGCAGGUAGAGUGA
Aureobasidium vineae is the source of this 993-nucleotide messenger RNA. The record is from the annotation of a GenBank genome assembly. NCBI's taxonomy places the organism in Eukaryota, Fungi, Ascomycota, Dothideomycetes, Dothideales, Saccotheciaceae.